This is a messenger RNA of Melitaea cinxia (Glanville fritillary), 3172 nucleotides long. RefSeq names its product pyridoxal-dependent decarboxylase domain-containing protein 1-like. The transcript is spliced from 18 exons. The record is from RefSeq and is a predicted model, not a curated record. NCBI's taxonomy places the organism in Eukaryota, Metazoa, Arthropoda, Insecta, Lepidoptera, Nymphalidae. Gene Ontology annotation, cellular component: intracellular membrane-bounded organelle. The coding region runs from base 28 to 3120 and encodes 1030 amino acids.
UAAAUUUGCAAAGUUUCGCCACGCAGCAUGGGAGAUGCGCCGGCUUCUGAUAUGGACUCAAAUAAACACAGUCCAGAGAGUGAAGUACCGUCCGAAGUGGACCGGCAGCCGUUCGGAGGGCUCCAGUUCCAAGUUUCUGAAGUAGUAGGGAGGCUAGAAGCCGGUGUAAAUGCCCAAGAUGUGGAGGAUGAGGAAAAGAAGCCGGAGACGAGAAAAAUUAGUUCGGGAUUCUUUGAACCAGAAGAAAUGCCAAUGGAUGACAUUUUGAAGGUUUUGGAGGACCUAGUUCUGAAGACUGAUCCUAGUUGUGAUAGUAUGGAGCCUCCGUUAUUGCCGACGGACGCUGUGACGCGGGCAGCUAUUCUGUCUCACAGCAUAUCUGCUUUAUUUGCUAGAUUAGAAAGAAGUCAUGCAGCUAGACUUGGUGCUCAUAUAGCGAGUGAAACAACGCGUUGGAUGGCGCAUAUGUUCAGACUUUCAGAUUACAAUGCAUACUAUCACCAGGAACAAAUGGAAGGUCUCGUUCGAGUCACAAGAAUGCUUCUGCAUCACAGAUACCCUCGGUAUCUCGAAGAUGGAGCAUUGGCGUUUGCGAGUCGACUACCCUCAAUAUACAGUUGUGUUGCCAGCCCACUCGGUGUAGUGCAACAUUUGUGCAGGCAACUUGGUCUACCGCUUGCCUGUGUGCGACCUGUACCUGUUAGUCCUAAUGGUAAAAGUAUGGACCUAGAAGCGUUAGACCGUCUAUGCGAGGAGGACGAAUCCGGCGGUCGCACGCCUCUGCUAGUGCUGGGCGAAGUGGGCGGCCCACCGUUGGGACGCGGCUGCCCACUCGCAGCGCUGGCCGAGUUGUGCGCUCGCAGAAACAUGCACCUGCAUGUCAGAGGACAUGCGCUUGCGUUGCCCGCAGCGUUGGGACGGGAGGAGACAUACAGUAUAGCGGAUUCACUAACAUUAACACCUGGACCCUGGUUCGGUGUUCCUGGUUUACCAACUGUUACAUUCUACAAAAUACCAGAACCAAUUACAAGUAACGAACACUCAAAAGGCGUCAGUGCGACGGGCAGCCGGGAGGGCGCGCUGGCGGCGCUGGCGGGGCUGACGGCGGGCGCGGCGCGGCUGGCGGCGCUGCCGCUGUGGACGUGCGCGCGCGCGGCGGGCGUGGCGCGGCUGGCGCGCCGCCUCGACCGCGCCUUCCGCGCCGCAAGGGCCGCGCGCGCGCUCGUCGCCAGCACCGACCUCAAGCUGCUGAGUGACAGACCGGGAGGAGAUGAACCGCCCAAUGUAGAUUUAGUGGAAGCCAUCAGUCAAGCAUCUGCGUGCGUGGCAUUUCAAUUCGCUCCACCGGACGUAGAGAAACCGCCGCCGUAUUACGAUAAGCUGAAUUCAUGGUUAGGACAAGUCUUACAAAGGGAAGCUGACAUGAUAAGCAUAGAGGUGUGCGAGACCGAGGCGCACGGCGUGGUGCUGCGGUUCUGCCCGCUGGAGGGCGCGCCGGAGGGCGCGGUGGACGCGUGGGGCGCGGCGCUGGACGCGCAGCUGGCCGUGCUGCGCGCCACCGUGGCGCUGCGUGAGCCCUUCCGCCGCCGCGUGGCGCAGCACGCGUCGCUGCGCCUCGUGCGCGUGCCCGGCUGGGCCGGUCUAGGCGGCGUGCGCUACGUGCCCCCCGGGUGGGACCAGGCUCCCCCCGAGGAACUCAAUUCCCUGAACCGACAGCUGGUCGAGACUCUGAGAGCCACGGACGGCGCCUUCUCCUGCGGCGACGGGGAGGACGGGAUGGUUUGUGUCAGGUUCGGUAUGGUGACACCUGACACAGAUGUAGAUGAGCUGCUAGACUUGGUGUUGUCCGCGGGUAAAGACGUCGAGGAGAAUUCGAAACAACUCACCGAUAUGACCGAAGUUUUAAAGAAAGGCAUCAGCGCGGCGCAGGAGGAGCUGGCGCGCGAGGCGUGGCAGGAGGGGCUGCUGCGGCGCGUGCCGGUGGUGGGGCGCGUGGUGUCGUGGUGGGCGCCGCCCGCGCCGCCCGCCGGCCGCCGCCUGCUGCUCACGCACGGCACGCUCCAGACCACCGACGACAUCUACAGGUACUUUCUCUAUCUCACUACAGACUACCACGCCGUCUACAAUUCGUUCAAAAGAAAGAUAAUGAGGAACCAGCGCGUGCGCAUUCACCCACUCGGAACAGACACGAGGAACAAUAGCACUCGUCCCAUACGAUUGGCGCCACGGCCUCCUAUCGCAUCAUGUCACCAAGUCACCAACAAUUACUCUUUACCAUUGUUAAAGGUAAAUGAUACUUUACCAACGAGGUCAAUAUUUUUUAUAGAUUCGUGUGCUUACAAUUUUACUUCGAGAAAAUCUUGUGCUAUUGAAUCAGCGGCCAAAUCGAACCCUAACUGGCAGAUCAACUAUAUAUCAUCUGGCAUGUCUUUGAAAACUAUGGAAAAGCAAACACAAUUUAAGAAAUACAAAAACAUAAAGUUCUGGAAUGCUCCCAUCGAAGAAAUCUCAAAAGGAACUCCUUUAGAGAAAUUAAUAGCUAGUGAUAUUUUUAAAAACUGUUGGAUUGCUCAACGAACUGUGGACGUUAUAAAGUAUUUAAUAUUAGCUAAAUGGAGCGGAAUAUAUAUAGACUUGGAUAUGAUCGUAGUAAGGCCUUUAGGGUCGUUAGCGAGGAAUUGGGUGACUCGAGAAAACUACGAGGAAAUAUCUGAAAGGAUUUUUGGUUUUUCUAAAGACACGGUUGGAAGGUCCGUCGCCGAAUCUGUUGUCAGGACUAUAGAAACAAAUUUUAAAAACUACAAUUUCUGCAACAACGAAAGAAUAAUGAAAGGAAUAUUACAAAAGUUGUGUUCUACGUACGAUGUCAGCAUGAUGUCAUCUGCAAUUUGUAAUGGUUUCGAUGUGUACGGCGCACAGUUCUUCUAUCCUGUAGAAAAACAAAAAGCUCGAGAUUUGUUUACACGAGGAGAAUUAGUAAACCAAAAAGCGUAUACUUACUACCUUUGGGGACAGGAUACCAAAGAUUAUAAAGUGAUGAAAGGCUCACCUUAUACAAAAUUAGCAAAAUUACAUUGCCCUAAUACUUAUAAACUUUAUAAAGACAAUUUCGGUUUGUGAAAUGUAAAUAUUUUAUAUGUAAACUAAAUAAAAGUAAUUUAAACUCUUUGAA